UCGUGGCGGCCGAGCAUGUGAGUGGCAGGGCCGGCGGCGGCCCGCGGACGAUGCUCGCCCUCCUGGGCGCGAUGGCCCUGGUGCUGGUCGCCGGGGCGCCGUGGGUGUUGCCCGCAGCCGCAGGGGGAACAAAUCUGGAAUCUCCUCGGGAUGUAGAGGUCUAUAUCGUGGAUGACAGCUUUAUCCUGAAGUGGAACAGGGGCAGUGAGUCUCUCAGCAAUGUGACUUUUUCAGUAGAUUAUCAAAUACCUGAGAUGGAUGACUGGACCGAAUUGCCUGGGUGUCAAUAUAUUACUAGUACGCAAUGCGACUUUUCUUCACUCCAGCUAAAUGUUUAUGAUGAACUUAAAUUGCGUAUAAGAGCAGAAAAAGGAAACAACACUUCUCCAUGGUAUGAGGUUGACUCAUUUAUACCAUUUCAUAAAGCUCAAAUUGGUCCUCCAGAAGUGCAUUUAGAAGCUGAAGAUAAGGCAAUAAUAAUCAACAUCUCUCCUCCUGGAACAAAAGAUGGUGUCAUGUGGGCUAUGGAUAGUUCCAGCUUUAUAUAUAACUUAGUUAUCUGGAAAAACUCUUCACCUGCAGAAGAAAGGACUGAAACUGUUUAUCCCACAGAUAAAAUUUAUAAACUCUCCCCAGAGACUACUUAUUGUUUAAAAGUUAAAGCAAGACUACGUAUGCAGAGAAAGGUUGGUUUGUAUAGUCCGGUGUACUGUAUAAAUACCACAGUUGAAAAUAAGCUGCCUCCACCAGAAAACAUACAAAUCGAUGGUAAUAAUCAGAACUAUAUUCUUAAAUGGGAUUACAAAUAUGAAAACCUGACUUUUCAAGCUCAAUGGCUCCAUGCCUAUUUAAAAAAGAUUCCUGGGAAACAUGCAGAUAAAUGGAAACAAAUACCAGACUGUGAAAAUGUCAAGACUACCCAGUGUGUCUUUCCUCAAAGUGUUUUCUCAAGAGGAAUUUACUUUAUCCGUGUACAAGCAUCUAAUGGAAAUAGCACAUCUCUUUGGUCUGAAGAGAAAAAAUUUGAUACUGAAAUACAAACUAUCAUACUUCCUCCAGUUAUUAACCUGAAACCUGUUAAUGAUUCACUGCGUGUCUAUAUCGGUGCCCCAAAAGAGUCUGAAAACAAGUCUGUGGACGAGGAUUACCCGCUCAUUUAUGAAAUUAUCUUUUGGGAAAACACUUCCAAUAUUCAGAAUAAAAUUGUAGAGAAAAAAACUGAUUUUACUUUCCGUAACUUGAAACCGCUGACUGUUUAUUGUGUCAGAGCCAGAGCACUCAUUCAUUAUGAAAAGUGGAAUAAAAGCAGUGGUUUUAGUGACACUGUGUGCGAGAAAACAAAACCAGGAAAUACUUCCAAAACCUUACUUAUUAUAGCUGUGAUUUGCGCUGUAUUACUUAGUAUCCCAGUGGUCGUUUAUGUUGUGAAAGUCGUCUUGAGAUGCGUCAAAUAUGUGUUCUUUCCAUCAAGUAAACCUCCUUCCGCUGUAGAUGAGUGUUUCUCUGAACAUUUACUAAAGAAUCUACUCCUUUCCACUUCUGCGGAGCAAAUUGAAAGAUGUUUUAUAAUCGAAAAUACAAACGCGAUUGCUGCAGUAGAAGAAACUAAUGAUGUUGAUGAAGAUUACAAAAAAUAUAAUUCCCAAACUAGUCAAGAUUCAGGAAACUAUUCUAACGAGGAGGAUAAUAGUGGAAGUGGCAUAAGUGAAGAACUUCUGCUACAGGAAACUCUGUGACCAGAAAUGAACGCGCACACCUCGGGGCAUUUUGUGGGAGUUACACUCGGAGUCUGAGCUGCUUGUCUCUCUCAGUAACUGUCAAGAGGAUAUGUGCUUUUUGGGGAAGAAAAAACAUCUUCAGAUCGUAGAUCCUAAAAAUACAGGCAAGAACGGUUUACAGAUGGAAUUACAGGAAUUUGGAGAAAAGUGUUCUAUAUUCUUUUCCAUGUGUGAAGUCUUGAAAGACAUGUCGCUGGACCUGUCUUGGAUGAGAUGAGUUAAAUCCAGAAGAUGCCGUCUGUCUUUCUAAUGAUAUCUCAAGGACCGCCGUGCCAACUGUUUUGUGGCUAGGGGCAGUAUUUGUGUUCCAAUCAGUUAAUACUGUCGUGGUGCUGCUGGUUGCUGCGUAUAUCGUAGAUUUGUUCUCCAUUCCCAGUAUUAUAGUUCAUUAUUUUU
This is a messenger RNA of Ceratotherium simum simum (southern white rhinoceros), 2174 nucleotides long. The record is from RefSeq and is a predicted model, not a curated record. NCBI's taxonomy places the organism in Eukaryota, Metazoa, Chordata, Mammalia, Perissodactyla, Rhinocerotidae.